GCCAUGAAUCCUCGAAUCUCUCUUCCGGCCUUGCGAGGCGCCUUGAGGCCAAGUCUGAAGGGCCAAUUGGGUAAUGGCUGGGUCUACCAAUCUUGUCGGGCGAACAGUCAACCCUGGGCGACCUUUUCCAGCUCGAGGAGAUCCCUCGAGAAGCCAUAUUAUAUCACGACACCCAUUUUCUACGUGAACGCUGCUCCCCACAUUGGCCAUUUAUACACAAUGGUCCUCACGGACAUCCUUAAACGAUGGCAAGUCCUGCGUGGAAAGAGAGCUAUCCUCUGCACAGGAACGGAUGAGCAUGGUAUGAAGAUACAGCAAGCAGCCGCACAAGCGAAAACACCACCUAAAGAGUUCUGUGACUUGACGGCAGAAACUUUCAAGACGUUGGCAAAACGAGCAGGACUCUCCAAUGACCAUUUCGUGAGGACGACAGACGAGGAUCACAAGGAAGCUGUACAAUACUUUUGGCAUAUGUUGAAGGAACGGGAAUACAUUUACGAAUCUAAACAUAAGGGGUGGUAUUGUGUCAGCGACGAGACAUACUAUCCCGAGUCAGCCAUUGAGAAGAGGUUGGAUCCUUUGACUGGGAGGACAUUUAUGGCUUCCCAGGAAACAGGAAAGGAGGUCGAAUGGACCUCGGAGGCCAAUUACCAUUUCCGCCUUUCAGCCUUUCAGGACCGUCUACUGGAAUUCUACAGGGCAAACCCCAAUUUCGUCGUUCCAGUAUCACGAAUGCACGAUGUUGUCCGAUGGGUCUCCGAAGGAUUGGAGGACCUCUCGAUCUCCAGACCUGUUGAAAGACUAACCUGGGGUAUUCGAGUUCCGGAUGAUGAGAGUCAAACGAUAUAUGUUUGGCUUGAUGCUCUAAUAAACUACAUUACAAAGGCUGGCUAUCCAUGGGCGCCUGGUCAGGAGCAUGCUUUGGGAUGGCCGGCCGAUGUGCAAGUCAUUGGGAAAGAUAUUGUUCGAUUCCAUUGCAUAUACUGGCCAGCAUUUUUGUUAGCUCUUGAUAUCCAGGCCCCAAAGCAGAUCCUCACACAUGCUCACUGGACGUUGGGACACCAAAAGAUGGCUAAAUCAACAGGCAAUGUUGUCAACCCAUUCUUUGCCAUUGACCGAUAUGGGGUCGAUGCAAUGCGAUAUUACCUCGCUCACGAUGGUGGAAUUACUGACGAUUCUGAUUACGGAAACCAGUUCGUCGUGGAGAGAUACAAGAAGGGUCUCCAAGGAGGACUUGGUAACCUGGUCAGCAGAAUCACUAGGCCCAAAAUAUGGAACGUUCAGGACGCAGUCCAAGCUGCCAGAGAUGGAAAGCUGGAAAAGGUUGAUCCAAGCAUGGAAGGGCAAAUUAUUAUGUUGGAAGAGCUUCCUCAAAAAGUCUCCGCAAAAAUGGAGGAGCUUAAUCCUGGAGCUGCCCUGCAAAAAAUCAUGGAUGCAGUCUAUGAGACGAAUAGAUUCCUCCAACUGAACGAGCCAUGGGCGCUGGCUAAAGCAAUUAAAGAAGGCGACCUCAAUCGAGGAAUGGCUGCCCAAUUGAGGACUAAAAUUGACUGCAUUGUCUACCACUGCGCCGAGGCUACUCGAAUUAUCGGGAUUCUGUUGCAACCAUACAUGCCGACGAAGGCAGCCCAACUACUCGAUAUGCUGGGAGUCGAUGAGUCGAAAAGGAUGUUUGAUGAUGCUAAACUUGGAGCUGAUUAUAAUUAUGGUACGCCCAAGACUCCAGUGGGAAGGGACGCUUGGGAGGGAUUAUUUCCGCCAUUGCCAGUUGAUACAUGAGAUAUGUUGUACGAUUAGGAUGUCUUUUGGAAGAAAGUUGCAAGAGCCGCUCCCAUAGAGAUUGAUGGUCGGUGGAGAGUAGAUGCGAUACCCCUUGAACAAUGAAAGUUAAUUCGGUAAGUUUAAAUGUUGAGCCUUCUCGUAACGAGCAAGGCCAGCAAGUGGCUGAGUUUCUUAAUAAGUAUCAAUUUUUAGUACACUUGGGGUAAGCAAAAAGUUCAGAACGUUUUGCCAACCUUCGAAAAAGGUGGCGAAGGAAGGGACCACGCGCCUCCGGUUAGUCGUGAG
Molecule: messenger RNA, 2067 nt
Organism: Hyaloscypha bicolor E
Lineage: Eukaryota; Fungi; Ascomycota; Leotiomycetes; Helotiales; Hyaloscyphaceae
Exons: 3
Coding region: 4-1779 (591 amino acids)
Biological process (GO): methionyl-tRNA aminoacylation
Molecular function (GO): ATP binding; methionine-tRNA ligase activity
Source: RefSeq, a predicted model, not a curated record